Messenger RNA from Bacillus rossius redtenbacheri, 6512 nucleotides. RefSeq names its product protein OSCP1 (gene OSCP1). Bases 47 to 1171 code for a protein of 374 amino acids. Gene Ontology annotation, biological process: transport. The transcript has 6 exons. Gene Ontology annotation, cellular component: plasma membrane; cytoplasm. Lineage: Eukaryota; Metazoa; Arthropoda; Insecta; Phasmatodea; Bacillidae. The record is from RefSeq and is a predicted model, not a curated record.
CAAGGUUAGCUGUAGUCGUUGACAAGAAGAGUUUAGCCCUUUAAAAAUGUCAAGUAUUUACUCUGUUCCAUUAUUAUUUCUUAAUCUAGGUGGCGAAAUGAUGUAUAUAAUAAAUCAGCGUUUACAUGCUCAAAAAAUUGCCAAAGACAAAGCAUCCAAAGUACUAGAUGAUAUAAUUUCACUGAUGCUAAAUGAAAAGUUCUUGAACGAAUUGUUCAAACCUCAGGAAAUAUACAAUAAGGCAGCUCUUCGUAAAUUAUUUGAAGAUCUCGCACACGCAUCAAUCAUGCGGUUGAAUUCGACCAGCAUGGAGAAACUAUACGAUCUGAUGAAAAUGGUAUUCAAGUACCAAAUUUUUAUGGCAAGGCAGCCGAGGGAUAUAAUAUUAAUCACAUUAAACCAUUUGGAUGCCAUAAGAAGUUUUAUUUCAAACCCAAGCUUACUUGCACAAGCUGACAUGGCUUAUGAAAUACUCAUAAAGGUGUACGGAGACAUGGCACUCGGAGAGCUGCAAACAAUACGCUACCACCUGCUUAACUUCCUGCAAGACGUCGGCACACGCGUGUCAGUGUUCCUGCGGCAGGGCAGCCAGAACCAGAACGGCAGCUUCGUCAUCCCGGUCGGUGGCCCCGUACCCCCGGGUUGCGAGGUGCCUGGCUUCAUCCGGCACUAUGGCUCGGACCGCUCCGUCGUCGAGGUGGCCCACUUCCCCGCCGGGGGAGACUACACGGCGGCCCCGGCACCAGGGUCUCUGGACAAGACAGGCUGCAGGGGCACUGAUCUGGGCUGCAACAUCUACGUGUCGCAGAGCGGAAGCGGCUCGCCGGUGUGUGAGCGGGCAGCGCUGAACGCCCCCGUCAAGCCCCGGGCGGAGCGCGAACUGCAAGCGGGCCGUGCCGAGCUGAACCUCCUCCUCUCGCAGCUGCUGGUGGACCGGGGGCGGGCGGCCGACGCCAGCGACAUCAUACACCUCAACCUCUUCAGCUCGCGCCAGGAAGAGGAGGAGUUUUCUCUGCAGCUGCAGGACACUGCCUCUAACAGUUGCAUUAAGUUUGACGCUCAGAACUGUGGUCGUUCGAUAGAGCUGGAGAAGAUUUACGACGAGAUGACGCUGGCCAGCUCAGCCCCAGCAGAUGAAGACGAAUUCUUGGAGUUGUUAGAUAGUUGCUAGUCCCGUCAUGAAGGAAGACUAGAUCACUUAUUAUUCCAUGUGGCUUUUGUUGCACUGUUUUUAUUUAAUCGUAUGCUUUCGAAAAAUCACCUUUCUUCAUGAAUACUUUCAUCCACUUUUUUUAAUAUCAAAACUGACAUUAUCUCAGGAAUAAUGACUGGUCUUGGUGUGUUAGUCAAUGAAACAUGUGAAAUUAUUAGAAACAGAAAUUAAUCACUCCAUGCUAAAAGAUCUUAAGGCCGUGUUAGUUUGUGCUUGGAACUUGAAAAUGUCAGUGUUUUUUUUUCUUUUUCUUUUCUUUCUCAGUUCUGUAGUUUGGAUGUGGACGAAACAUUCUCCAAAAAAUUCAGUCAAACUUAAGAUGGCCUUCUAGACACAACUCUAUACUGGAUUCUGCUAUUAUUAUUCACUACUUUUUGGGUGAAAUUGUUCAUUUACAUCAUCACGGAACAUUUUGGUCCUCUGGGCUGAAUCUGUUACGAACGUAGUGAUAAUAUCGGCGUGUCGCAAUUAGAAGGCAUGCAGACAUUCUCAAAACGUGGGCAUGUUGGUGCGCAGCUAGAAUUAUGAAAGAAGCAUUUUGGAGAUAAUAAACAUUUGCUGUUACACGGUAUAGUAAACUCAGAAUUACGGAAUAUUACUGAAUAAUUACUGGUGCCCUGAAGGAUGAGGCACAUUCAACAUUGCGCUACGUGUGUGUGGUAACAGUGUCUCUCUCUCUCUCUCUCUUUUUUUUUCCAUUCUUUGUCCCCCUUUCCUAGAAGAGUUAUGAGUAGUGACAUGUGAACGGGUUGCAGCUGCAUCUGUCAUUUCAGGAGACGUCUGGGUCGUUGACCUUUUCUUUAUGGUUUUAUAUUUAGGUGGAUUUCAUUUUUAAAAUAGGAGAUUUUGGUGUUAUUGUUUUUACUGUUAUACAAACUCUCAGCUAUCUGUCCCUAAUAAUAACAUAAAAUACAGGUGCACCAUCCUUUAUCCGAAAUUCCAAAAUCCGAACAGCUCUAAAAUCCGAAUUUUUUUUCGAAACUUCAACGUCCGCGAUAUUGUUUGCAGUUGUGUGGCAAACUCAAGUCGCGAUCACGUGACUAGUGCGAGCGAGUGACUUGGCAGCACUGCGUCAGCAAGGCAGCAUGCAAUUUGGCAACGCCAAGGUGCUGUGUUUACCGUUUGUCCGGCAAACUAGCGCCAGUUACAGCUUGCUGCUUGGCUACGAUAGGAGUUGUUUUAUCGCGUUUAGUAGUUAACGGUGUUGUUACGCGAACGUGUUGCCAUAUUUGAAGACGGCAAUGGCAAAAAGGCAUUCCGAUAUGAAGAUGGGUGGUAGCGAAAAAAAACGAAAACACUUAACAUUAUCAAUAACUCAGAAGGUGGAAUUAUUGCGGAAACUGGACUCGAGCAACGUUCAUUUGUAAGUGCUCAAGAAGUAAUGUCUGUGUAUGCGAUUAAAGAAAAAUUGCUUAGCCAGAAGCCUAAACCAAAACAAGUGACACUUCAAGAGGCAUUUAAAAAUGCCAUCAUUCGUGCUGCUCUCAGGAGAAGGAAAAUCCUGCUCCCAGCCGAUCACGAGACGUACUAGUUGCCGGCGACAUCGGCGGCGAUGACGACGCACCAUAAACAUUCUCUAGAUUUUUUUACAGUAUCAGUUGUUAAUAACAAAUUAUUUUGGCUAUUGUUUCAGGUAUUUAUUUAUGCUGCAGUGUUUAUUUAAGUUAUGUACUUUGUUGUUUUUUGUACUAUGUUGCUUGAAAUCCUUAAUACAUCUGACAUAACCUAACUUGGCUUUACUAGGCCUCCUGUAUUAAAAUUCCAAAAUCCGAAAAAUUCCGAAAUUUGGAAUGCUGUUGGUCCCGACCAUUUCGGAUAAAGGAUUGUGCUCCUGUAUAAAAUUUAUGCAUUUUUUUUAAACCAUUCUUUUCUUCUUGGUUGACAUGGCCAUGUUUAAGCCAGAACACAGAGAAUAUUUUUUGAUAGAAUUAUUGAUGCUCCUAAGGCACAUACAGCAGGAAUUUGGCUAUUUUGUGUAAUUUUAGUUUCUUCAAGGGUACUUUUCCCGUGGGAUUUGCAGGUUUUGGUGGAAACGGUGGAUUUGGACAAACAGACUGGGAAAAAAAACUGGAUCAUGAUUCCGCCAAUGAACUGGCUAUGAUAUGAAAAAAAAAUUUUGGUCGCGUGGUUCUGUCGUCGGUGCAGUUUCUUCUGAUACAAUAUUUAGUUUGUAGUACAGGCCACCAAUCAUUAAAAUAACAGUGUUUUUACUUUAUACACCUCAAACUUUCCAGUUGUGCUACUUGUGACUGUCAAUUCAGUGACAUUUUGUGUAGAGUACAGUCAAUCAUGCUUCCUAAGGGUUUGUUUGAUGGUGGCAAAAUCCCUAUCGCAUGGUAAAAAUGUAUCACCUAAAGUAGGAAAGUACUACUCAAUAUCUUUUAAAUUGAUCAGUAUGUUGAGAAUGGGAGCAGCCUUGGCAAGGUGUGAUUUUUAUUCUUCCCUGUACAGUUAUCACCAACAAAUGUAACAAUGUAAUUUCAGAAGGAAUGUCUUGCACGUAGUAAUACAAAAUUGAACAGACCUCAUUACACCCUUUAUUUGCAUCACCCUCAUGAUAAAUAUAUAUUUUUGGUGUAUUUAUUUUUGUUACAGUGAAUGCUAAAUAAACUAUCUGUGCAUUAGCUUUAUAUUAAUCUGGCGUCUUGGUACUUACUUUUUCACGAAAGUGACUCUCACCUGCUAGGUAACAAUCUGUGUGCUCUGUUACUUGUUGUAUGGUUCCUGGGGGACAGAAAGCAUUUGCACUAGGAUUUUUUCUCAGGUUAUAUAUAGCCAGCUUUUGCAACACACUCAUUUGACAGUGAUAAAUGCUGUUACAUACUUGUUCCCUCCCAUCCCCUUCAAAAAAAAUUACAUGGGAUUUGAAAACCUUGUCGUUUUUAUGGACAUAUUAUACUUCAAUCAGUGACUGUAGGUAAAUAUCUUUUUCAUCUUUGGAGGUCAGGUAGAUGUCAACUGGGCUUCACCCUAUAAGCCUGCUAUAACUCAAUUUCCUUUUCCCCCCACCGUCAACCUUUCCUUCCCGGCAUUGCACUGCUGUCUUACGUGUGCGUUUAUUUGAACAGUACGCCACGAACCACCAUAAGAGGGCAGUAACAGCAGUGAGACAUCCCGUUAAUUCUGUAUUAAAACGCAUUGUAAACCUUCUUCCUUUUUGCCCCAGUUAUUUUUAGUAAUCCAUAUAACAUAACCAAAGACGGUGCCGAACACUAAAUAAGCCAGGACAAUGAGUAUUGAAAAUUAGUUUAUUGUUUUUAUUUAAGUAACUAAUUUAACUAAUUUUUUGUAUGAAUUUUUUUUUAUCCUUUCAAACAACCAGUGGCACGAUUGAAAACAAAUAUAACGGUUUCACUUGUUCGGCGUGGAGGUGCUAUGAUACCUCAUCAUCACCAUCCAAGGUCAGACAUGUCUACACUCUGAGGACUUCAUCCUGUUUCAUCGCUGAUAAUUAUGUACUUGUUUUCUCAUCUUAACUAUUGCAAAUCGCUUUCUACAUGUCCUCCAAGCUUGCCUCGGUCGGCGGACUAUUUAAUUAAUUAUUAUUUCCUUUGCGAAGCUUUGAAAUCAACUUACCUCAAUCUCUCAUCUAGCCACGAGGGUGGACUGCAUCUCACUCAUACCGGUACAUGCCAUGGGGCAUAUUUAGCAGUUUAACUUGAUAUGUGUACAAGGGCGUGUAAUAACCGACUGUAGAAACAAAUGUGUGCUUGGAAAACCGCGCUGCUCUCUGACGUGUCAUCCAUCAGUAAGUUUUAGGCGUGUGGGACGCCUGAAGAGCCCACAUCUCCAACUUUCUGUGCAGGUUUACCUAACGCUGACAGCAGGCCAGGUCUUGUGUAAUUUCAGUUUGAUCCUGUAGUUUUAGCUACUAAAAGUUUUCCUUUGUAAUCAACAUGUUCUUGACCUUUUAGUAAUGCCUGUUUUGAAACAUCUCUGUUCCAUGCAUGAGGAUUAAGUUUCCUUUUCUUCCCCACUGUGCUUUAAUUUCCAUUCAUUGAUGCAGUUUCCUCUAUUUUCUUCACAAUCAAUUAGGCAACUACACUGAAUAGUGAGUAUCUCACUGCAUGUUAUGUUGGCACAGAGUUAACAACUUUAACAAUUUUGAAAACUUAAUUAGUGCUUUUUGAAUACAAACCAUUUACUGGACUGAAACCUUUCUCAUAAUCAUACACGAAGGGCUUCAGUUCUAGACUGACUUCUUCAGUUCCAAGCUGUGAAUAUCUUUCCUUAUUUUUUUCCCACAAAUUUUUAGGAUGUUUGUGUAUCAGGCAUUAUUUAAGCUGUGUACAAGAAUUAUUGUCCUAUAGUUGAAUAACUUAUUCAAAAAGUGCUUAAUUAACAGCAAACCAAUGUUAUAAUAGCUGUGAAAUAUGCAUGGAAAACUUUCACAAUCCGUCCAUUUACUUUUUAUAGACUUUGAUUAUAAAGUUUGUAUAUACAUGUUAAUAUUUGUUAUGAAAAAAUGUUAAUGCAUUCUGCUAAAUGCAAAAUUGUUUGAAUAUAAAAUCUAUCUCUGAAGUGUUUAGAUUAAGACACAUCUCUUAAUGGGCUAUUGUUAACUCUUUCACUGCUACAGACGAAUAUAUUCGUACGUAAAUUGUGUCCUGUGUGUGCUAAGGACGAAUAUAUCCGUCCUAUCUAAAUAGCAUUGCCUGUGCGAAGGACGACUAUAUUCGUCUCGCUACUUUCGCUUUCACUGCUACAGACAUAUAAGUACGUCUAUAAACCAACACUAUCUAGUGGCCGUUUCUGUAACUUAAGUAGUGUUUAUCGAUCUUCGUGGCCUGCAUUCGAGGUUUGAGAGUAUAGAUACUGUAACUGUUUUCUUUCCCAACAGAGUGUGUACGUGUCGCAUCGCGUGUGUACGUGUCGCAUCGCGUGUGUAUGCUCGAGAGAACAGUAGUCGAUUGUGUCGUGUUUGUACUUUACAACUCGGACAGUUAUUUUUUUUUUUGUUCACUCAUGUGAAAUUUUGAUUUAGUUCUUUGUAGUAUUUACCCAUGGCACGAAAAAAAUACACAAAUGAGGAACUGCUAGCAAUGCUUGCAGAUAGUGAUGGCGACGAUGUGAGUAGCAUUUCAAGCAGGGAAGAUGGCUGGGAAUCUGAUAAAUCACAACCAGGACCUUCCACGUUGACGUCACGAUCACCAGCGAAGCAAAGAUUCCCUAGUUCACAGUCAGAAAGUGAAACGAGCGAUGAAGAGCAGGAAUACGAACCAACAGUAAAAUAAAAUAAGACCAGAAGAAAUAGCUUGGACACAAGAGUGAAUUUGUGCCUCAUAUUCAUUAUUUUGAA